UCCAAGAUGGCUUCACACAAGAGGUUGGAGAUUGUUCCGCAAAAAUAUCAAUUUUCUACUUUGUGCACUAGUUUUGAGUUCAUAAAAAGUGUGGUUUUUGUGCAUUUAUGGAUAUUAAGUACACUGUAUAUCUUGUGGAAGCGCAUAAUGUUUUAUAAGUUUGGAAAAUGGAAAAAUGUGGAUAUUUUGAGACCUGACACGUAUGAUGUAAUCGCGUAUAAUUUAUGCAAAUAGGGCGGUCAGUACUUGACAUAUGUAAAUCAGAGAGGUCAUAACCCCUAGCAAGCGACAGCGUUGACUGCUUGGUUUUCAAAGCUGAUCGUGGUUUGUUUUGUUGGGUGAAAAAAAAUUGUGUUUGUGUACAAACGUCAAGCUGGAGUUAGUCACAAAUAUGACGGAAGAAGUCUUUAAAGCUCCAAAAAACAAAAGGUUCUUCCCCAAGUCGUUUACAGAGGUUGGAAGUUCACCUCACAAGAAAAAAAGAACAAAAGAAGAUUUCAUGGAUUUUUGUACCAUUGUCCUAACUUACACCCAAUAUGAUGCACACCAGCGAGAGGAGUUGCGGACCCAGAACAACAUGAGUCCCUUGGACAGCAGCGGGAGUACGGCAGAGAGUUACGCCUCCGAAUCCUCAUCAUCAGCAAUGUCCCUCUCGGAACAGGAAUCGCUCAGUCCUUCACAUGACCAGUUUGGCUUUCAGUCGCCUGACCGUCUCGCACCAACGUUAUCGGAUGACGAUGCGGACCUGAUUACAUGUUUUUGCAUGAAGCCGUAUUCAGGACGCCCCAUGAUCGAGUGCAGCGAGUGUGCCACCUGGAUUCAUCUUUCUUGUGCGAAAAUCCGCAAAACGAACAUCCCUGAUACGUACAUGUGUCAGAAGUGCAGAGACGCCAAAUUCACGACGCGCAAAUCGUCGCGCAUGAGGACUGAGAGCAAACGAAUCAGCACGUAACCCGGUGACCUCGUCGCCUGGGUGUCGUUCAUUACACAAUGUGAUAUUUACAGUUUAGUGUGUGUCUGUGUGUGAGGGGGAUCGAACCCUAGACCUGCCUUAGGCAAUGCAAUCAUUAUGCAUGUUUCCUGUGGUGGAUCCAGCAAUUUCUUGUUGUGUGGAAGGUGGCAAUGCUGACAUGUCAUCCCUGUGACUGUAGUAUACUGGUGACAGAGAGUUCAGUUGGAGAUUGCCAUUAGGGGUGGAGUUGGCCCUAUGGAGUACUAAACCUCGAGGCUAGCUCUGGGUGAACGGAAGAUUUUGCCACGUUAUCUUUUAAGUUUAAAAAAUGACACAAACCCAAUUAUUUUCUAAUAAAAUAUAAAUUAUUACA
Molecule: messenger RNA, 1325 nt
Organism: Gigantopelta aegis
Lineage: Eukaryota; Metazoa; Mollusca; Gastropoda; Neomphalida; Peltospiridae
Product: PHD finger protein 13-like
Exons: 5
Coding region: 392-952 (186 amino acids)
Source: RefSeq, a predicted model, not a curated record